Molecule: messenger RNA, 1738 nt
Organism: Ostrinia nubilalis (European corn borer)
Lineage: Eukaryota; Metazoa; Arthropoda; Insecta; Lepidoptera; Crambidae
Gene: nAChRa4
Product: acetylcholine receptor subunit alpha-like
Exons: 10
Coding region: 1-1704 (567 amino acids)
Biological process (GO): signal transduction; regulation of membrane potential; monoatomic ion transmembrane transport
Cellular component (GO): neuron projection; plasma membrane; postsynaptic membrane
Molecular function (GO): acetylcholine-gated monoatomic cation-selective channel activity; transmembrane signaling receptor activity
Source: RefSeq, a predicted model, not a curated record
AUGGCCGCGAUCGUCUGGUGGCUGGCGGCCUGCUGCCUGCUGCGCGCCGCCACCGCCGGCAACCCCGACGCCAAGCGGCUCUACGACGACCUGCUGUCCAACUACAACAAGCUGGUGCGGCCCGUCGUCAACACCACCGACGUGCUCCGCGUCUGCAUCAAGCUCAAGCUCAGCCAGCUCAUCGAUGUCAACUUGAAGAACCAGAUUAUGACCACAAACCUGUGGGUGGAGCAGUCGUGGUAUGACUACAAGCUGCGCUGGGAGCCGCGGGAAUACGGAGGAGUGCACAUGCUGCACGUGCCGUCCGACCACAUCUGGCGGCCCGACAUCGUGCUCUACAACAAUGCCGACGGCAACUUCGAGGUAACAUUGGCGACCAAGGCGACCAUCUACCACCAGGGGCUAGUCGAAUGGAAACCGCCUGCCAUUUACAAGUCUUCCUGCGAAAUUGACGUCGAAUAUUUUCCGUUCGACGAGCAAACAUGCGUUCUUAAGUUCGGUAGCUGGACGUACGACGGAUUCAAGGUGGACCUGAGGCACAUGGAUGAGCAGGCCGGCAGCAACGUGGUCUCCGUGGGCGUGGACCUCUCCGAGUUCUAUAUGUCCGUGGAGUGGGACAUCCUCGAGGUGCCUGCGGUUAGGAACGAGAAGUUCUACACGUGCUGCGACGAGCCCUACCUGGACAUCACCUUCAACAUCACCAUGCGGAGAAAAACCCUGUUCUAUACCGUCAAUAUCAUCAUCCCCUGUAUGGGGAUAUCAUUCCUCACAGUCCUCACAUUUUAUUUGCCUUCAGACAGCGGGGAAAAGGUAACACUAUCAAUAUCAAUAUUGAUUAGUCUCCACGUGUUCUUCCUGCUAGUUGUUGAAAUCAUCCCUCCGACUUCACUGGUUGUGCCCCUCCUGGGAAAAUACCUUAUAUUCGCUAUGAUCCUCGUUUCAAUCAGUAUAUGCGUGACGGUGGUGGUGUUAAACGUCCACUUUAGGUCACCGCAGACGCACAGGAUGGCGCCGUGGGUCAAGAGGGUGUUCAUUCAUAUCCUACCAAGGCUGCUGUUCAUGAAACGACCGCAGUACAAAUUCGACACGACGAGAUCACGGUAUACAGCGUGUGGCGUCGUGGUCCGAUGCGGGGGCGCCGCGCGGCCGCUCUACCCGUACCGGUUAGCGGCAGCCGAUGAUGACUGCUGUGCGCCGGGUGCUUGGCCCCCGCCCGCAGCGCCGCCGCGCCCACUCACGCGCACUCCUAGCAAGGAAGACCUCACGCACACCACUUACCUCAACUCAGGUAUGGGGGAAAGCAACCGCUUUGGCGGCAGUUGUGUAGUGCACGGGUCCACCGAAGGCGGCGGGGCUGGGCUCGCGGGGGCCGACGAGGAGACUCUCAGUCCCGUGCCCGACCCCCCGCCAGGGUUCAGCCACUCAGCCUGCCCGCCAGAAGUCCACAAGACUUGCUUCUGCGUCAGGUUCAUCGCGGAACACACGAGAAUGCUCGAAGAUUCCACUAAGGUAAAAGAAGAUUGGAAAUACGUUGCAAUGGUGCUCGACAGAUUAUUCCUAUGGAUAUUCACGCUGGCCGUGCUAGUGGGUACGGCCGGCAUCAUCCUGCAGGCGCCCACGCUCUACGACGACCGGGUGCCCAUAGACAAGCACUUCAACCAGUACGCCACCUCGUCUCUGGUGCGAUGUCCGCCGCCCGCGUAAUACCAUACUCAAAACCCGACGAUGUACCGAUUGC